CGGAGCUGCACCGCUGGGCCUGCCCUGCACCUGCGGAGGCCGGGCGGCGACGGCUGUGAAAAUGUUCAGCGCCAGCCGGUCCUCCAAAGCGCAGUUCCUCGACAAGGCGCGCCAGGCCCGGGAGGAGCGCAGGGAGCUGAAGGAGCGGGAGCGUGCCGCCGUCCAGAUCCAGGCCCUGGUCAGGAGGUUUCUGUGCCGCUGCCGCUUGCAGAGGGAGGUCAGGGGAGAAGUGGAGGAUUUCUUCGGGGCGAAUGAAUCCGCCUCGAGCAAAAGGAGCGCGCUUUGUGUCUUCAGAAUUGCUAGGAAGCUGCUGUUUGUUUUUAAUCACAAAGAGGACAAAGAGAGAUUCGAAAAGCUGUGCCGUUGUAUUCUAAAUAGUAUGGAUGCUGAGAACGAGCCCAAGGUGUGGUACGUGUCCCUGGCGCUCUCCAAAGACCUCACGCUCUUAUGGAUCAAACAGAUCAAGGACAUUUUGUGGUUCUGCUGUGAAUUUCUCAAGCAGCUUAAGCCUGACAUCUUACAAGACUCCAGGCUGGUCAAUUUGCACCUCACGAUGCUCGUCACCUUCACAGACACUUCUACCUGGAAAAUCCUUCGGGGAAAAGGUGAAACCCUGCGGCCUGCCAUGAACCACAUCUGUGCUAACAUCAUGGGGCACCUCAACCAGAAGGGAUUUUACUCUGUGCUGCAGAUUUUGCUAACUAAUGGCUUGGCAAGAUCCAGACCAUCCUUGUCCAAAGGCUCUUUAACUGCCAUCUUCUCCCUCGCGUUGCGACCUGUGAUUGCUGCACAAUUUUCAGACAAUCUGUUGAGGUCGUUUCUGAUCCAUAUCAUGUCUGUGCCUGCUAUAAUGACUCAUCUCGCUACUCUAACACCUGAGCGGCUGGCAGUGAUAGAAUCUCAUGAGCUUUUCCGCAAGUUCAUCCUGUUCUUAAGUCGUGAAGUGCAGUGCCGAGAUGUCUGCGUGUGCUUAGAAGGAAGUCACACUCUGUGUUUGUUGGGUAAUCUUGUGUUCUUGGGCUCCUUGAACGAUAAAGUUCUUGAGGAGGAGACAGCUCAUUUUGUGGGUGUGCUCAUUCACAUGCUCUCCUACUGCCAGAAGUACGUUUCCCAAAAGAAAUCCAAUCUUACCCACUGGCAUCCUGUUCUGGGCUGGUUUUCACAGACUGUGGAUUAUGGACUGAAUGAGUCCAUGCCUCUGCUGACAAAGCAACUGCAGCAUCUCUGGGGAGUCCAUAUGAUUCGCAUCCUCUUCAGUGAUGUGCUCAGCAAGAAAUUGCUGGAGAAUCAGGAAACAGCUCAGCUGCCAGCACAGCCAGCUUCCCCUCAGAACAGCCUCCCUAUGAAGAAUCUUUUCAAGAGAGCUUUCCAGAAGUCUGCAUCUGUCCGCAACAUUCUCAAGCCUGUUGGGGGCAAGCGAGUGGACUCAGCAGAAGUGCAGAAGGUGUGCAGUAUCUGCGUCCUGUACCAGACCACUCUCACAACCCUAACGCAGAUCCGCCUGCAGAUACUCACAGGCCUCACCUACCUGGACGAUCUGUUGCCCAAAUUGUGGGCUUUUAUCUGUGAGCUGGGACCACAGGGCGGGUUAAAGCUCUUCUUGGAAUGCUUGAAUAAUGACACGGAGGAAUCUAAGAGGCUGCUGGCCAUGCUGAUGCUCUUCUGUGACUGCUCCCGCCACCUUAUCACGAUUCUUGAUGACAUAGAAGUCUAUGAAGAGCAGAUUUCAUUCAAACUGGAGGAGCUUGUUACCAUCUCAUCUUUUCUGAAUUCCUUUGUGUUUAAGAUGAUCUGGGAUGGAAUUGUGGAGAAUGCCCGAGGAGAGACGCUGGAGCUGUUCCAUUCUGUCCAUGGCUGGCUCAUGGUCUUGUAUGAAAGGGACUGCCGCAGGCGUUUUGCUCCUGAGGACCACUGGUUGCGCAAGGACCUCAAACCCAGCGUGCUCUUCCAGGAGCUGGACAAGGACAAGAAACGAGCCCAGCUGCUCCUGCAGUACAUCCCGCAUGUCAUUCCCCACAAGAAUAGGGUGCUUCUUUUCCGAAACAUGGUUACGAAGGAAAAGGAGAAGCUUGGACUGGUUGAAACCAGCUCUGCGUCACCUCACGUCACCCACAUCACCAUCCGCCGCUCACGGAUGUUGGAGGAUGGAUAUGAGCAGCUACGACAGCUUUCCCAGAACGCCAUGAAGGGAGUGAUCAGAGUGAAAUUUGUGAAUGAUCUGGGUGUCGAUGAGGCUGGUAUCGAUCAAGAUGGUGUCUUCAAAGAGUUUCUGGAAGAAAUAAUAAAAAAGGUGUUCGACCCUGCACUCAACUUGUUCAAGACAACCAGUGGUGAUGAGAGGCUGUAUCCAUCCCCAACAUCUUACAUUCAUGAGAACUACCUGCAGCUCUUUGAGUUUGUGGGAAAGAUGCUUGGGAAGGCUGUAUACGAGGGAAUAGUUGUGGAUGUGCCCUUUGCUUCCUUCUUCUUGAGUCAGCUACUUGGACACCACCACAGUGUCUUCUACAGCUCCGUAGAUGAACUUCCCUCCUUGGACUCCGAGUUCUAUAAAAAUCUCACUUCGAUUAAGCGUUAUGAUGGUGAUAUCAGUGACUUGGGCUUAACGCUGUCCUACGAUGAAGAUGUGAUGGGUCAGCUGGUUUGCCAUGAACUUGUUCCUGGAGGGAAGACCAUUCCUGUUACCAAUGAAAAUAAGAUCAGCUACAUCCAUCUCAUGGCUCACUUCCGCAUGCACACGCAAAUCAAGAGUCAGACAGCGGCGCUCAUCAGCGGAUUCAGGUCGAUCAUCAAGCCUGAGUGGAUUCGUAUGUUCUCCGCGCCGGAGCUGCAGCGACUGAUCUCCGGUGACAAUGCCGAGAUUGACCUCGAGGACCUAAAAAAACACACGGUGUACUACGGGGGCUUCCACGGGAGUCACCGGGUCAUUAUCUGGUUGUGGGACAUCCUAGCCAAUGACUUCAGCCCUGAGGAGAGAGCGAUGUUUCUCAAGUUCGUUACCAGCUGCUCUAGGCCUCCACUUCUGGGCUUUGCCUACCUCAAGCCUCCGUUUUCCAUCCGCUGCGUGGAAGUCUCUGACGAUCAGGACACCGGGGACACGCUGGGCAGUGUGCUGCGGGGCUUCUUCACCAUCCGCAAGAAAGAGCCAGGUGGGCGGCUCCCGACCUCCUCUACCUGUUUCAACCUCCUCAAGCUUCCCAACUACAGCAAGAAGAGCAUCCUGCGGGAGAAGCUGCGCUACGCCAUCAGCAUGAACACUGGCUUUGAGCUGUCCUAGUUGCCAUGGCCCUGGACUCCACGACAGGGGCUCUCAGAGCUGCUGACUGCUGCUGGAGGUGGAGGCCUUCACGCACAGAGUGGAUCAGCCCUGCGGGAGCUGGCUGCUCGCUCGGAGGCCGGAGAGGUGCAGCUGAUAAUAGAGGUUUACAGGGAAGAGCUGCUGGGCUAGACAGGGCUGGCUCUUCCUGGGCACUUCUCCAUGAUGAAGGAGGUGAUGGGCCUGCCCCAAUACACUUCACUUGACACCCACGUAAAUCAUCUUUAAAAGCAAACCCCGGGGGAGCAUAAAAGGAGCAUUAAAAGUGCCAGUCAGUGUGACCGCGAUACCCCCAGCAGGCUGGGCAGCUGCCGCAGGGGACCGUUUCUUUUUUCCUUUCCCAGGAGCUGGUCCAGUUUCUUACUGGGUGGAAGUCAGUCAGUGAAAAGCUGCACAAGGGCAGAAACAGGACUGAGCCCCCAAGGAGACGAGCACGAGGCAGCAGCACUGGAUGUGCCACAAACAGGCACUCUUUACUCAGGUCAGGUACUGGGGGGGGGGCUUCCCGACACCCUUGCUCUGUGCAAGGCCCUUGCAUUCGUCUCGAGAAUGAACCACUAGUGCAGACGCAAGAAGCAGCAGGUUAAAUGCGAGCAGAUGGACCCUGCCACUCUCAGGAAGGCUUCGGAGUGCUGUAGGUUAAGAGCUCAAGCAGCAGGCGUGGGGGUCAGCGUGCUGAGCCAGCUGUGCCUCUGCCAAGCUCUUGCUAAAGCCUGCGAUUUGGACGAAAGGAGUUGUUGUCAGAAUUUGCUUGGGAGCAGAAGAGGUUUAAUUUUAUUUAGCUUCCAGAGUUCGGGAGCUGGCACACAGCUCGGGCAGCCCUCGCUCCCCAGCAGAGUGCUGCAGUGGGGCAGGUGCCCCCUGCCCUCUCUGGAAGGGGAACGUGUGGAGCCGCCGAGAGUCCUCUGGAAACCUCCCCUGGCAAAAUUCCUCUCACGGGGACAGAAGUUUCACUUUGUCUGCAGUCUCUUUGGUUAGGGAGAUGCACUGUUGCGGACUCAGACUUGGCCUCUGUGUAACAGCCACAUUCACUUUGUUGCCAGAGUCUUUAUUUUGGUUGCUUUGUCUCCUCCUGGCCUUACUUUUCCAGCUGCUGUUUGCCUGGAGCAGGCAGCUUUUUCAGGUGGUCGUGAAUUUCAGGACGUUGCGUUUCAGGACAGCGUGAGCGUGUGGGGGUGUGUGCAUGCGUGUAUGUGUUGGGAAGGGGUGGACCCUUCCUGCUGUUUCUAACGAAGUCCAGAGCCUCAUUUGUACAGUGUCUGCAGCUUCCCAGCCUGGAUCCCUCGUGCUGCUGCACGCCCUGCCUCAGGCCCGGAGGGAGCACAGUUUGCCGGGCCGCUCGGGCCUUGCUGGGUCCUGGCAGAAAGGAAAGCCACGCACAGCCUCCUGCUCUGGGACAGGAUUAAAAACCAGCCACCUUCCCCCCUUCCUCUGUCACUGCUCACUAACAAAACCAAACUCAGAGGCUGCCGGUAGCUCCGCUGGCCUGCCUCCCCCCUCGUCCCCUUCCUGGGGCGCUGGCGGCUCUCACCCUGCGCUCUGGCCCCUCCGCGCUGCACGGCCGUGUUGGGGCCUCGCUGCACGAGUCAGCUCGCAGCAGCCGCUUGGUGUGAGGCUGACGUACCCUGCCUCGUCCUCUGCCUUGCCUUGGUCCGUCUAGCGGGGAUUUGCAUCCGUGUCCUCGCAGGGAAGGUUCCCUGGGCUCUUUGGAAGAGGCCCUGCUACCCGCCGCGUGUUCGCAUUUCAAGCAGACCCAGAAAAUACUUGGCAACGUUCAGCC
Cygnus atratus (black swan) is the source of this 5093-nucleotide messenger RNA. It is a transcript of the gene UBE3B, whose product is annotated as ubiquitin protein ligase E3B. Bases 62 to 3274 code for a protein of 1070 amino acids. Gene Ontology annotation, molecular function: ubiquitin protein ligase activity; protein binding. The record is from RefSeq and is a predicted model, not a curated record. NCBI's taxonomy places the organism in Eukaryota, Metazoa, Chordata, Aves, Anseriformes, Anatidae. Gene Ontology annotation, biological process: ubiquitin-dependent protein catabolic process; protein polyubiquitination. The transcript has 27 exons.